Molecule: messenger RNA, 10463 nt
Organism: Cygnus olor (mute swan)
Lineage: Eukaryota; Metazoa; Chordata; Aves; Anseriformes; Anatidae
Gene: BMPR2
Product: bone morphogenetic protein receptor type 2
Exons: 13
Coding region: 896-4024 (1042 amino acids)
Biological process (GO): BMP signaling pathway; protein phosphorylation; cellular response to growth factor stimulus
Cellular component (GO): plasma membrane; signaling receptor complex
Molecular function (GO): ATP binding; transforming growth factor beta receptor activity
Source: RefSeq, a predicted model, not a curated record
GCGGGGAGCGGGGGGCGGCGGAGCGGCGGCGGCUGCUCGGCGGGCACGGGAAGGAGGCGGAGCGGAGCCCAGCCCAGCCGCCCCUCUCCGGCGAGCCCCACGGGGCUGAGGCGUUCCCUGCCCGCCGGGCAGAGCUGCGGGAGGAGACCGGGCCGGGGGCUGCCCGCCGCCGAGGAGGCUCCCGGAGCGAGGAGAGGAGAGGAGAGGCGAGGAAGGAGCGCGUUCCCCCGGCGCGGGGAAGGGCCUCGCCGUGCCGUGCCGCGCCGUGCCUCCCGGUGCUCCGGGCCCCACCUCGUCGGGGUGGCCGGGGGGGGGGGCGUCGCCGCUGCGCCGGGGGGCGGCGGGCCGGGGCUGCGCGGCGGAGGCAGAUGGGCCGAGGGGCGGCCGCAGCCGUCGCCCACACAGCGGAGCGGGUUUCGCCCCGCCGUCGAGCGGCCCAGCGGUUCCCCGAGACCCUGGCCGUGUGAGGCGGCCGUGGGGACGGGGCCGGGCUGCGCCCCUUCCCUGAGCCCCUAGAGCCGGCCGGGACUGACAGCCGCUGCCUCCCGCCUGGAUAUGUUUCCUUCCCAACCCGGCUGCUUCUUCGACAUCGUGAAGCUGCGUGGGAAAUAAGCCGCCUUCCCGGCACGACGAGCACGGCGCCUGUCCCGGGAGGAGGGCGAUGCGGCCGGCGGCAGCCGCCUUUCCCCCCGCUCCUCCGGCCGCCGAGACAUGAGGGCAGGCUGCUGUAAUGGAGUAAGAGCGGAGACGGCUCCCCUCACCUGCCAUUUGCCCUCCCGGACUGGAUUGUGAACCGAGAGAGCUCAGUAAGGCCGCUGGAAAAAAGGAGGAAAUUCCUCUCGUCCGUAUAUUUUUUUUUCUUCUCUUUCUGCCUCGAUCCUCGGCUCCCCCAGGUAUGACUGCCUCACUGCAGCACCUCUUGCUGGUGCUCCUGCUCUCCAGUGCCACCCUGCUGCUCAGCACUGCGGCUGCUGCACAGAGUGAGGAGCGGCUGUGUGCAUUUAAGGACCCAUAUCAGCAGGACCAUGGAAUCAGCGAGAGCCGAAUCUCCCAGGAGAAUGGCACGAUUUUGUGCAUGAAAGGUAGUACCUGCUAUGGACUUUGGGAGAAAACACGAGAAGGAGACAUACAUCUUGUAAAACAAGGUUGCUGGUCUCACAUAGGAGACCCACAAGAGUGUCACUUUGAGGAGUGUAUAGUUACGACCACACCUUCUUUGAUUCAAAAUGGAACAUAUCGCUUCUGCUGUUGUAGCACUGACUUGUGUAAUGUCAACUUCACUGAAAACUUUCCACCUCCUGACCCUACUGAUACAACACCUUUCAAUUCUUCUCAUUCUUUUCAUCGAGAUGAGACGAUAGUUAUUGCCCUUGCAUCUGUCUCUGUACUAGCUGUUUUGAUUGCUGCUCUGUUCUUUGGAUACAGAAUGCUCGCAGGAGACCGUAAACAAGGUUUGCACAGUAUGAACAUGAUGGAGGCAGCAGCAUCAGAGCCCUCUUUGGAUCUGGACAAUCUAAAGUUAUUGGAGUUGAUUGGCCGGGGACGAUAUGGAGCAGUGUAUAAAGGCUCCCUAGAUGAACGCCCAGUUGCUGUGAAAGUAUUUUCUUUUGCUAAUCGUCAGAACUUUGUCAAUGAGAGGAACAUUUACAGGAUUCCACUGAUGGAACAUGACAACAUUGCCCGCUUCAUUGUGGGAGAUGAGAGAUUCACUGCAGACGGGCGUAUGGAGUAUUUAUUGGUGAUGGAAUACUAUCCCAAUGGUUCGCUGUGCAAAUAUUUGAGUCUCCACACAAGUGACUGGGUGAGCUCUUGUCGGUUGGCACAUUCUAUAACUAGGGGCUUGGCGUACCUACACACAGAGCUACCUCGAGGAGACCAUUACAAACCUGCAAUAUCCCAUCGUGACUUGAACAGCCGCAAUGUACUGGUAAAGAAUGAUGGAACAUGUGUAAUUAGUGAUUUUGGACUCUCCAUGAAGUUAACUGGAAACAGACUAGUACGCCCAGGUGAGGAAGAUAAUGCUGCCAUUAGUGAGGUUGGUACAAUCCGUUAUAUGGCCCCAGAAGUGCUUGAAGGAGCAGUGAACUUGAGGGACUGCGAAUCUGCUUUGAAACAAGUAGAUAUGUAUGCACUAGGCCUUAUCUACUGGGAGAUAUUUAUGAGAUGUACAGACCUCUUCCCAGGGGAGUCUGUGCCAGAGUACCAGAUGGCUUUCCAGACAGAAGUCGGAAACCAUCCCACUUUUGAAGAUAUGCAAGUCUUAGUGUCCAGGGAGAAGCAAAGACCAAAAUUCCCAGAAGCAUGGAAAGAAAACAGCCUGGCCGUGAGGUCACUUAAAGAAACAAUUGAAGACUGUUGGGAUCAAGAUGCUGAAGCUCGAUUAACAGCCCAAUGUGCUGAGGAGAGGAUGGCAGAACUCAUGAUGAUCUGGGAGAGAAAUAAAUCAGUUAGUCCAACAGUCAAUCCUAUGUCAACUGCCAUGCAAAACGAGAGGAAUCUGUCACAUCAUAGACGUGUGUCAAAGAUAAGGCCAUAUCCUGAUUAUUCUUCUUCCUCCUACAUUGAAGAUUCAAUCCACCACACUGACAGCAUAGUGAAGAACAUUUCGUCUGAACAUUCAAUGUCCACAACACCACUGACGUCAGGGGAAAAGAACAGAAACUCCAUUAACUAUGAGCGGCAACAAGCACAAGCUCGCAUCCCUAGUCCUGAGACAAGUGUCACCAGUUUGUCCACCAAUACUACCACCACCAAUACAACUGGCCUCACUCCUAGCACUGGCAUGACCACCAUAUCUGAAAUGCCUUAUUCAGAUGAAACCAACUUACAUACUGCAAAUGUCAUGCAGCCAGGUGGGCCCACUCCAGUUUGUCUGCAGUUAACAGAGGAGGACUUGGAGACAAAUAAACUGGAUCCAAAAGAAGUAGAUAAGAACCUGAAAGAAAGCUCUGAUGAGAAUCUGAUGGAACAUUCACUUAAGCAGUUUAGCGGGCCAGAUCCACUCAGCAGCACUAGUUCCAGCUUGCUUUAUCCACUGAUAAAACUUGCAGUAGAGGUGACAGGACAACAGGACUUCGCACAAGCUGGCAAUGGUCAAGCAUGUUUGAUUCCGGAUGUCCCAUCUGCUCAGGUCUAUCCUCUCCCCAAGCAACAGAACCUUCCGAAGAGGCCUACUAGCCUUCCUCUAAACACCAAAAAUUCAACGAAGGAGCCACGGUUAAAAUUUGGUGGCAAGCACAAAUCAAACUUGAAGCAAGUGGAAACAGGCGUUGCCAAGAUGAACACUAUCAAUGCCGCAGAACCUCAUGUGGUGACAGUUACCAUGAAUGGAGUGGCUGGUAGAAGCCACAGCAUAAACUCUCAUGCUGGCACAAUCCAGUAUGCCAAUGGGGCAGUGCCAUCUGGCCAGACAGCCAGUUCAGUAGCACAGAGGGCACAGGACAUGCUUCAGAACCAGUUCAGUGGAGAGGAUAGUCGACUGAAUAUUAAUUCAAGCCCUGAUGAGCACGAACCCUUGUUGAGGCGGGAGCAGCAGGUUGGCCAUGAUGAAGGUGUUCUGGAUCGCCUAGUAGACAGGAGAGAGCGACCACUUGAUAAUGGCCGAACAAACGUUAAUAACAACAACAGUAAUCCAUGUCCAGUGCAAGACACAGCUACACUCAGUAUCCAGAAUGUAGCGAGAAAUCCUGGACAGACCCAGACUAGAAGAGCACAGAGGCCUAAUUCACUGGAUCUAUCAGCCACAAAUAGUUUGGAUAGCAGUAGUAUGCAGUUAGGUGACUCCUCACAGGAUGGCAAAUCAGGCUCAGGAGAAAAGAUCAAGAAACGUGUGAAAACUCCAUACUCGCUUAAGCGGUGGCGUCCCUCAACAUGGGUCAUCUCCACCGAGCCACUGCACUGCGAGGUCAACAAUAAUGGCAGUGACCGGGCAGUCCACUCCAAAUCCAGCACUGCUGUUUACCUUGCGGAAGGAGGCACUGCCACCACAAUGGUAUCUAAGGACGCAGGAGUGAACUGCCUGUGAAAUACUUUAAAUGCCGACAAAUGACCUUUUUUUUGCAUUAUUUGAAACAAACACGCAGAAGACAUUUAAAAAAAACUUUCUCCUCCUGUCAGCAACCCCUAUCAAGGACUCGCUUUAAAUAGAUUUCAGCUAUGCAGAAAAUUUUUAGCUUAUGCUUCCAUAUUUUUUUAUUUUGUUUUAUUUUUUGAAUGUUUUUGCACUUUUAUUUAGUAUCACUAAAGUUAAGUCUGUCUGUUUUGACCACAGAAUAUAUAUAUGUGUAUCAAAAAUGUGGUCUCAAAAUAUUUUUUUAAAAAAAAGUAACAAAAAAGUAUUGCUGAUAAUCAGUUUGGACCAGUUUCUUAAGGUCACUAAGAUCAUAAGCAGACUAUAAGACAGGUUUGACUGCAGUGGUGUCUUGUAACCAUGUUUUGAUUUCUGUGCACAAGCUAGUCUGUAUAUUUCUAUGUUACAAAGUGUAUUCUCUUUUGAUUACCCCACCCUGCCAUUUUUCUUGUGUCAUGUUGAAAUGUGCAAUAGUCUAUAGUUCACAGUAUGCUUUAUUGAAAAGUGUUUCUAAAACUGCCACGUGUUCCUCUUUUUGUAUUUGUUAAUUUUUCCCUGACAGUUGAGCAGUCAGCCAGUCAUGAGAGUGAACUUUGCACACCAUAGCCAGCUUGAAGCAGCUGCCUAUAUCACAUUGUGCUCCAAGGUGACAAUGCAUGAAUUUUUCCCCAGCUUGAAAGGGCUUUUAAAAAGGAACGAAAAAUAUGAGCUCAGUAUCUUUCAUUUGAUUCUUCGAAACUGAAGUGCUUUUCCUUACCAGUAGUAGAUGCCAGACUGUGAAGUUCUGAGUAACAAACCAUUGAACAAAUUUAAGGCAACAGUUUCAGACAUUCUUGUAUGUUAUUUUGUGUGUAGUUUCACCCUUUGUGUUUAUGUAAAACCAUACUUAGAUCACUAAUAGUGUACAUUGAAAAAUGCAUUUUCAACAGAAAUCUAAAUAACUAUCAUACUUAAAAGCUCUGGUGAAGAUAGGUUGCAAAGAUAUUUUGUAUACACAGAGGAAAAGUCAUCAAUCUUAUUUGGCACAAAACAGUUUUGGGAUGAGUCACAAAUCUUUCUUCAUUUAACACCUUACAGACAGUUUGGGGUAAAAUCAGGCUGAUGACUUAUGCAGCUAGGUGCAUCCUGAUUGGCUGCUGUUGCUAAGUUAAAACUCUUCUUCCCCUCAGAUUUUUAAAGCCCUUCAUUCAUCUUGUUAAAAUCUAUUGUAUGCUUUUAAAAUUCAUGGUUAUGGGUGUUUGGGGACAGGGAUGUUUUUUCUCUGGUUAGACCCUUCUUUCAGUUUGUAUGUAACACUCCACACAUUGAUUUUGGGUGUCAGUGAACAUGAAUGUAAUACAUAUUGAGAUAAUUUUUUUUUUCACCAUCUCAUGUGCAGCCUCUUAAACUCUGUAAGUUUUUGUACAAUGAUCAUUUUUACUGCCUACUUAAAGAAAAUUAAUUUCCUUACUGGUCAGAACUUCCUUCUGCCUAAGAAAUAUCCUUCCACCGAAGAAGUACUCUGAAAACACUUCAGUAAAAAUAUUUAGAUAAAAAAAUAUAUAUAACACAUGUCAGUCUUUGGUACUGAGUAAAGUUUUAUCACUGAAAACUGUUAAUGUUCAAAGAAAGAAAAUCUAUGCAGUCAGUCUGCCAAACUCCUAUGGCAGGAUACUGGCAGCGAACAAUUGCCUCCCCCAGCCUAUCUUCUUUCAGCAGUCUGAAACAGAUGCUCUGUGCUUUCAAGCUCAUUUGUUUCCUUGCUAUUGUAUUACUUUUCCCCAUGAGGUAAACGUGCCAACUCUGUUUUGUACAUCUGAUAUAACUGGCAUAAUGUAUGCCUUGCUACAUCUGAUUCUUGCUGUUUCUCAAACCUUUGUUUAUACUUGAUUUCUAGGAUUUUUCUCUUGUAAUGCUUAUUAACGGUUUCUUAGAAUCUCUGAGAUAUCUCCAAGAGAUAAUUCUAAAUCCAGACUUUUGAUUCAGAGUAGUUGCAGAAAUGCAAGAUAUGAGACAGAGUUUGGAAUGCCUGUGCUCUUUAAGUACCAGUUUGAGUAAUACCUUUUAUCUCUGAGGCACAAUUAUGUUAUAUCGAAGUAUAAAUACGUUGUUAUAUUUCUCCUCUUCAAAAAUACACCCUUUCUCUGGUUUUACUUUUAAUUCACUCCCCAGCUUCCCAUCUGCUGCAAUCUUGCAUCCCAGAUGUUGAAAACUUGCCAGUUGCUCAGCUGGGUUUCAAGACCUGAAUCAGAAUUUUUGGCAUUCUGUUCAUAACGUUGGCUGUGUUUUGCAUCUCUUUUGGACUUCUUCAAGUCCAUAUUUGAAGUACAGUAUGUUGUUUAGUGAUGAUUGCUGUAUCAUGCAAAUUGAAGAUUCUUCACUCCUUUCCCAAUGACUCUUUCAUUUGCCUUACAUGUAUCAUCCAUCAGUAUUUCAGAAUGUGGGCUGAAAAGCAUAUUUAGGACAUUCUUAUCUAACUUGACACUCUAGGGAAAGAAAAGUUAUUUGCCCUGACUACUGCUUCUUUCUGCUAAGACAGAUUUGCAGCAGUCUUCUAGCCUUUUGUUUCAGUCCAAUGCUUUAAUUAGGAAAAAAAAAUCCAACUUUUUUAUGCUUCAUGCAAUGAAAAUCAUUUUAAUACCAGAUGAAAAGGUUCUUCUGCAAUUUUCUUUAAGUGUUCUUAAAGCAAGCAUAAUAAUUUCACUUCCUUUAUCUUUUUCUGUCACUUGCUGGAAAGCCUUUUGGUGUGAAUUAUAAUUAGCAAAAAGUAUUGGAUUGGUAACCUACCAUGGAUAAAUAUAAUUUGUAACUUGAUAGAAAUGUGUACUUUAUCACAAAAUAUCCUAUAGAUUAAAUAGAGAAAAACUAUUUAUUUUUAAAGGUCAGUCAAAACAAACUCUUAACUGUGUAACAAAAUAUUGUAUUUCUGCACAGCUAGAUGAGAUCAGAUUAGCACAGUUUGUUUUUAAUGCUUAUUUUAGUAAUGUCCUUUUUAGCUCACAGCACAUAAUCCAGUCUCCCCAUAAUACUUUCUCUGUAAAUUAAAUGAUAUUGAAUUUUAUCUAAUAUCUUGGAGAAUCAUCUUUAACCAAACAAAAUACAUGUAAGAGAGAAUUCUACAGAUCAGACACAUGGAUAGAUGAUAAAUGUACUAUAAUCAAGGGAGACAAAUGCGUUUUAUUUCUUUGCUUUUUUUAGCGUAAUGAUUAAAGUUGAUAAUUUUCUGUCAAUAUCUCAUGUAAAUUGCAGACAAGAUAAAUAUAGAAAAAUGAAAAAAAGAAUGAUGGUGUAAAUAUAUAUGAAUUGUGCUACUGUCAAAUAGGCAACAGUAGAAUAUUUGCUAUGGUAAUUUAUAAUGUAUAAUUCAAGUCAAAUAUUAUGGCAAACAUUUGUGAUGUUUCUAUAUAUAAGCCAAAAUUCAAAAGCUUAUUGAUUUUAGAAAAUGACAUGCUAGUAGAAGUUAAAUGAGUUACUUAGGUUAAUGCAAUGUCUAUUUUACUGUUUCCUGUAAUAGUGAUACUCACCAACAUGGCAUGGUUUUUAGAAUGUGAAUUCUAACCAUUUGAACAGACAUGCCUGCAUAGUCAAAUUUAUUUUCUUCUAAAAUUGACAUGUGCAAGUAAGAUUAUCUGGAAUGCUUCCCCUGAAUUUACUUACAAAGCUCUAUGCUUCAUGUGCUAAACAAUUAGGAUUAAAAAUGGCUUUCUUGGAACUCUGAGAUGCACUUAAAUUGCACAGCUAAAAGCUAGAGGAGUUCCUAACUUACAAGAAAACCAGUUGAUACUGUCUUCUUCAGAAUAUUCUCUGAAACAAGAACACUUUUUUGAUUGUUUUUUACUUUCUUACCAUAGUUCAUUCAAGUCUUCUUUCCAUUUUGAAAAUUAUCUAAUUUUCAUUGGCAACAGUUUCGUUUUUUUUUAGUGCACAGGGGACAAAAAACAAUGAAAGAUGGAUGCUGGCAGGUUUCAGGAAAAACAAAUGAACAGAACCCUUAUUAAUAUGUUUAUAAAGUGUGUAUCCUCCCAUCUGUCAACUCUCCUAAAAAGAAAUCUUUAAUCCUACCUGUCUCAGAAAGGACAAUAAGGAGGUUCUGUAUUUGUAUGGAAUGGAUUAUUGGGAAAAAAUUAACAAUAAUGAAUUGUUGCGUAGAAAUUACAUAUGUAUACCUGUAUAAAAAUAAUAAAGUUCCCAAUGCUGAAACAGUGAUUUUAAGUGAGAAAAAUAAUAAUUGCUUAGCAGAGUAGUAUGUGCAUGACAUGAUGUAUAUGAAAUUUGAAUUUGGAGCUGCUUAUUAUAGAUUGAAAUAUGUUUGAUUAGACUAUGAAAGUUGGGUUAUAGACUGGAUGACUUAGUAUUUUGCAUAAAUUUGGAUUAUUUGAACUUUUCUAUCUGGUCUCCCACUAUCCAUUUUGCCAAGUAAAUAUAUUAACCUCCUUUUUUUUUUAAUGUCCUUAUUAUUUUUUGUUCAACUUUAGUCCUUUCUUCAGUAAGAAAGCUAUAGCAGUAGAGCUAAAUAUAUAUAUUUUUAUGUAAACUCUGUAUGUAUUUAGAUGUAUAUGCAUAUCAUGCAUAAAUUCCAGGAUUAAAUUCUGUGAGUUACAGCAUCAGAUGUUAGCACUGGUAGCAAGUAUUCUUUUUCAGAUACCAUUUUUAAGUUGUCUUUGCAAUAAAAAUUGGGCACAGACUGAGACACAUAAUCCAGCAGUGUAAGAUCUCCCAUGACAGACUUGUCACUGUUUUUUUAAUGCAGUAGCUAUUGUUAGGUGUGUGGUUGCCCUCUAACACUUUUUUUAGGCCAUUAAAUCCAAUUACAUUUUAGGCUUCUGUGUUGUCAUAUAAAACCUCAAGCUAUAGAAAUACAUAUGUUUGUUAUUUUUUUCCCCUAAAUUGGUUCAUUUUAUGCAAAAUAGUAAAAAAUCAGAUUUCUCAUUUUGGGGUUUCUUCUGUACUGACUAGAAUUGGUAGCAGAACUUCCAGUUAUGCAGCAAAGAGAUUUAGGCAUUCCUGCAAAUCAAAAUGGGAGUUCGGUUUGGCACAAGUUUAUCUGAGGAAACCAGUAUCUAAUCAGCUGGUGCUUGAGCCAAAUGCAGUUGAAAUCAAAGAUAAGUCUGCCAUUGAUUAUGAGCAAGGGAGGGCUAGUUAAGCUGGCAUUGGUUUUAAUAAUUCCUUGGGAGGAUUAGCCCUCGGAGAGCCAAGGUAGAAUGUUGGUUAACUUCAGUGCAUGGGUCAUGUUUCAAUAGGCACCGUAACUGUCACAGUAAGGAAGGAUUUCUUCAAAGUUCUUGCAGGCUUCUGCAGAUAUAUUACAGCAUACAAGUGUCAGGAGCAUGGUAUCUCACCUGGUAAUUAUUUUAAAGCAGAAAUAAUUACCCUUUAUAACUUAGAAGCUUCCAGGUCUCCCAAAAGUCAACUUUUAUAACCCAUUAACUUGUUUUAAAGACAGAGCAAAAAUGUUGAGAUUUAUUUCUAGAGCACUUGAUUCACUUUUUUUGUGCUUCAGAACUGUAUCAUGAAGUAUCACGCUUCAAUCUUCCUUAUUCAAAAAGAGAAAAAAAGUUAAUGUUUCUGUAAUUUUUAAAAAGUCAAAAGAACACAAAGAAACAGGCAAGUCCAAGUUAUCACUGCCUUUCAUUUGUCACUUGAAUUUUCUUAUUUGUGACUCUUCUGUCUCUUUCACAAUGUUGAAAUGUACUUAAAAAGGUUCGUAUGUAAUGUUUCUUGUCUGCUUUUUGUCUCUAGAGGAAAGUGUGCUCUAUUCACAUUUAUAUAAGCUGGAAUCAUAUUUUACAAUUGCUGUUGAUUAUUUUCCCCCCAAAUGCAUUAUAAGAGGAAAAUGAACAUGGCAAAGACUGAAUUCUAGGGUUUGGUCUUCUGUAGAGACUGAAAUUAGGACAUGUGAAACUGCCAUUUUCCUUAUGAAAGACUGUAAAGAGAGCAUUUCUGAGCGAGCUUUUCUGGGGAAGAGCGGGGAGAAACCCUAGAAUAUGGAGUCUCAUCAGAACCCUUUUGUUAACGGGUAUUUUUAGUUUUUCUCUCAAAUGAUUGAGGAAAUGUCAUGUAUGAAUUUAUAAAUAAUUGCUUUCGGUUAUUUCUUUUGUAUAAGCUGCCCAAUACCCUUGCUAUGCUAUAUAAGUUGUGUUUCAUGGAACAGUGUGAGUAUGAAAUAAAAAGCUAAUUUUUUUUAAUCAUCUGUGGAUGCCACUAUGAAAGCUGACAUUGUUAAAGCCACUACAGAGUUUUCUAUGAAUACUUCUAAGAAUUGCUUUGUUAUAUAUAAACCUAAAUAAAGAGAUUGUAUUGAUACAGAGACAUUGGAUAAGAACAUUUAAAAGGCUAUUCUUUAGGUCUAAAAGAAAAGGCUUGCUGUAAAAUGGUGCAUUAUUCCAUUUAUUAAAGAUCAUAUUAAUGACAAAAA